AUGGAUUUUGAAAAAAUAGCUUAGGAAGUAUUUGAAUACUAGAAUUAAUUGCGAAUGGAUCCUACUAUUGCCAUACCACCAUUAGAAGCAAGAUUGAAAUAUUUUAAAGGGAAUAUCUUGCAUAUGCCUGGUUAGAAACCACUUUAAUACAAGGAAGGAGCUCCUUGUGUUUAAGAAUGUAUUGACUUUUUAAAAACUUAACCUCCUUUGCCUCCAUUUCAAUAUGAGAAAGGAUUAGAAUUAUCAGCUAGAGAUCAUGGAAUUGAUUUAGGUAAUUGUGUAUGUCAAAUUUAUCUUAGGUAAGAAUGGGAUAACUGGUCAUACAGGCUCUGAUGGAUCCAAUACUUCCAAAAGAAUUAGUCGAUAUGGAUUAUGGAAACCUGGACCUGCUGGAUAGAAUAUUAGUUAUGGUAAAUUAACAGGAUAGGAAGGUAAUUAAUUGUGAAAUUAAUAAAGUAUUGUUGUAACUUAUAGUUGAUGAUGGAAAACCAGAUAGAGGACAUAGACAUAAUGUUUUUGAUAAGGAUUACAAAUUGGUAGGAGUUUAUGUUGGUGAACACAUUAAAUUCAAAUACAUUGCUGUUAUGGAUUAUUCAAAGAAGUUUAUUAUGAAGGGUCAGAAAAAGCAAAAUAAAUAGAAACUGGAGUAAUAAGAAAAUGAAUUAAUUGAUGAGGUUGAAAAAGUUAAUUUGGAUGAUCAAGAAUAAGAAGAUACAGAUUAAAACGUAUAAAUUAAAGAAGGAAAUGUUUAAGGUGAUGAUUGUAUUGAAGUUGGUGCUGUAGAAUCGAAUGAUUUUUAAUAAAUAUUAGAAUAAUAGUAGAAAGAAGAAGAUUAAUUAGAAUAAUAAGAUGAAUAAUAAUAAGAAUAAGAUGAAUCAAAUAAUGAUAAAUAAACUCAAAAUAAAGUGGUUAAACCUGCUGGAUGUAUCAAAAUUAUUAAGAAAAUUAAAUAAAUUACUCAAAAUGGAGUCAAAAUGAAAUAGAUUACAUAUGUUUUUAAAAUGAAAGAUGGAACUGAAUAAACAUAAAUUAUAUUAGAAUGA
This is a messenger RNA of Paramecium primaurelia, 1043 nucleotides long. The record is from the annotation of a GenBank genome assembly. Lineage: Eukaryota; Ciliophora; Oligohymenophorea; Peniculida; Parameciidae.